AUGGUAAUUUGUUUAUUUAGUCUUCUUAAGCUUAAAUUUAUUAUAGCAGUUUCUAAAACAAUAUAGUUUUAAACGGAGGAGGGGUUUACUUUAAGCCUCUUCAACAAUCUUAGUAAAAAAAUUAUCAUUUAGAAGUUGAAUAGACCAAUUUCACUCAAAACAUAGCUUAUAAUAAUGGAGGUGGAUUAUAUAUAGAAGAGAGCUCUGCUUUAAUUUAAAACUGCUCAUUUUCUAAUAAUAAAGCCUAUUUAUAUGGUGGAGCAUUAUUACAUAAUAUUUCUAAUAAUUAAAUAGCUUAAUAAUUAUUUAAUAACCAAGUGGUUUUAUUAAAGAACCAUAUUUUUCAAAACUAAGCAAGUAUAGCAGGAGCAUACUAUUCAGUUUAAGGCAUAUUUCCUCAAUACUUUUACACUAAUAACACUCUCAAUUAAAAUUAAGCCAACAUAUUUGGAAAAGAUCUAGUAGGAUAUGGAGCAGGUAUCUAAAUAAUUAUUAAUCAUAUAAAAGUAGAUUACUAGAAUUUUAUUUAUUCUCACACAACUGGUAAAUUUCAGGACUCUGUAAUUGUAGAAGUAAUCAAUCAAAAUGGAGAGGUUUUUAAUGAUUAAUUGA
Tetrahymena thermophila SB210 is the source of this 612-nucleotide messenger RNA. RefSeq lists its product as hypothetical. NCBI's taxonomy places the organism in Eukaryota, Ciliophora, Oligohymenophorea, Hymenostomatida, Tetrahymenidae. The transcript has 2 exons. The record is from RefSeq and is a predicted model, not a curated record.